AUGGCUGCAUUACAACCUGCUCUCGAAAACACCCCUCGUCCUACAACUUUCAAACUCCGAGAUAGUUGUCACGCCUGUGCAUCUUCCAAGGUGAAGUGUCACAAAGAGAAACCAACAUGUUCUCGUUGUGCAAAGCGGGGCAUUACUUGCGAAUACUUCGUCACCAAACGCGUUGGACGAAAACACGAAAAUCGAUCCACCGACAAAUCCUAUACUACCGCAAAGACCCCUCAGUCCAAUAUUCCAAUCCCCAUUGAGCCUGCCAGUCAAUCAACAUCCUCAGAGAUGAACUACUUCCUAUCGCCCGGUCUACUUCAGCCGUCUCCAGGACAGACUACAACUUCAAACUCUUCAGACAAUUUUUCAACCUUAUUUUCACCAGUAGAUUCGUUUCUAUCCUCCGUGCUCACAAGUCUGAGCACGGGUUUUGACGAUUUUUCCAAUACGAGCGUCUUUCCCGAAUCAUCUGAUUUCGACAUGCUGAAUCAGUCCAACUUUUACCUCGGAGACGGCAAUAACAGCAGUAAGAGCGGUACCGAUUCCGUUGGGUUUCUCAACGCUCAAGUCAAUUAUUCUAUCUUCGACGAACCGGUCUCUGAGCUGUCGAACUUAUCGCAGCCACAGUCUCCUCCAAGUAGUCACGGCUCUUCAACGAGCGAUCUACAGGGCAAUCAUACCGUGCAUACCUCAGCAGACUCACCAUGUUUCUGUUUGAUUCGUGGACUUGGUCUUAUGAAGCAGUUGUCUCCAAUCGCGCCCGCAGCUCAAACCAUUUCAACGGGGGAGGGGAAUCAGACGACCACAAGCCAGACGCCUACAGUACAAACAGUUAUCGCAGAGAACGAGCAGAUAGUUGAAGCUGUUGGAAAUAUGCUUCAAUGUCAGUGUGCACAAGACGGCUAUCUCCUGACCAUUAUGGCACUCAUUGUUUUCAAAGUCCUGGGUUGGUACGCAGCAGCAGCAAGAGGAACUUCAGCUUCCGAGGAUGAUAAUCGGAGUCCGACGAAGCCCCCUCACUCACGAAAACCGUCAUGUCAUGCCGAGCAGGUUCUUCAAGACCCUACUGUGGUCGGCGAUUACUGCCUCGAUGGAGAAGAUUUAGGUCGCAUGGCGGCACAAUUAGUUCUCAAUGAACUACACCGGGUUCAGCGGGUUGUGAAUCAGUUAUCAGACAAAUUGAAAGCGUACGGAGGAGAGGUCAGGGGUAUGGACACGGUGAAGAGUGGCACGGAAGGCCGUCAGAAUUUCCUGUCAGACAGUGAGACGAAUUCUCCAUUUUCCGUUCUAAUGUUAGACCAAUUAGAGACAGACAUUCGUAAGCGUCUCACUGCUUUAUCGUUAAACAUCAUUGAUAUGUUAAGGAGGGAGUAACAGUAGCAGACAAGUCACGG
Messenger RNA from Mollisia scopiformis, 1391 nucleotides. RefSeq lists its product as uncharacterized. Bases 1 to 1371 code for a protein of 456 amino acids. Gene Ontology annotation, biological process: regulation of DNA-templated transcription; aflatoxin biosynthetic process. The transcript has a single exon. Gene Ontology annotation, molecular function: DNA binding; zinc ion binding; DNA-binding transcription factor activity, RNA polymerase II-specific. The record is from RefSeq and is a predicted model, not a curated record. NCBI's taxonomy places the organism in Eukaryota, Fungi, Ascomycota, Leotiomycetes, Helotiales, Mollisiaceae. Gene Ontology annotation, cellular component: nucleus.